Penicillium antarcticum is the source of this 1119-nucleotide messenger RNA. RefSeq lists its product as uncharacterized. Gene Ontology annotation, cellular component: mitochondrion. NCBI's taxonomy places the organism in Eukaryota, Fungi, Ascomycota, Eurotiomycetes, Eurotiales, Aspergillaceae. The record is from RefSeq and is a predicted model, not a curated record. The coding region runs from base 1 to 1119 and encodes 372 amino acids. The transcript has 2 exons. Gene Ontology annotation, molecular function: S-adenosylmethionine-dependent methyltransferase activity. Gene Ontology annotation, biological process: mitochondrial respiratory chain complex I assembly.
AUGCUAUCCUACACAUUCCGCUCUAGUCUUUCAAGACGUUCAAUUGCCCCGACAAUCUCUCUCCGCACAUAUGCGAGCCAGACCCCCGGCAACCCCAUGCUGGAAGUCUUCAACCGCAAAACGAAGCAUCUACAGAAAGACCGCGCAGCCCGGAAUGUCGAAGGAAGCCGAAAAGUCGAUUACCUGAAAGAUGAAGUGGCAAUGCGGUUAUGCGAACGAUUACUGGUGAGCAACGCACCCAAGGGCAGAGUAGCUCUCGCACGCGCAAGGAAGGCCGACAUCAAGCGCAAUUUCCCCCACGUCCUCGAUCUAGGCGCAAACAGCUGCAACAUCGCCAAAGCCCUCACAACCCCCAACCCUGACAUAACCACACCGGAAGGAGCGGUUUCGCCGCCACUAGCAGAUAAGAUUUCAAAACUGACUUGCGUGGAGACAUCGCGGGCUCUGCUACACCGAGACGAGGAGCUACCAUUCAACAACGAGAUUGAGAUCCAGCGGGAUAUAAUCCCGGACUUGGAGACGCUGCCAUACGAGCCGAACAGCUUCGACGCCGUGCUAUCGUCACUGUCAAUCCACUGGAUCAACGACCUGCCCGCGUUGCUGGAACAAGUGAACACGAUACUCAAGCCGGACGCGCCAUUCAUCGCUGCCAUGUUUGGUGGUGAUACGUUGUAUGAGCUGCGGGGAUCGUUGCAGCUGGCAGAUAUGGAGCGACGCGGUGGUGUCAGUCCGCAUGUGUCGCCGCUGGCUGAUGUCAAGGAUGUUGGGAGCUUGUUAAACCGGGCUGGGUUUAAGAUGCUUACUGUUGAUGUUGAGGAUAUUGUUGUUGAGUUCCCUGAUACCUUUGCUCUGAUGCAGGACUUGCAGGCUAUGGGUGAGAGUAAUGCGAUUAUGAACCGUGACUCGGCCCCGUUGUCGCGGGAUGUGUUGUUGGCCAAUGAGGCUAUCUAUCGCAAUUUACAUAUGGAAGAUGGUGCACCUGGUAUCCCGGCUACGUUCCGAUUGAUCUAUAUGAUUGGAUGGAAGGAGGGAAAGAACCAGGCGCAGCCAUUGCAGCGCGGUAGUGGUGAUGUUAACCUCAAGGAGAUCCUUGGUGGUGGGGAGUUCGACAGGCCAUGA